Messenger RNA from Durusdinium trenchii, 1956 nucleotides. The record is from the annotation of a GenBank genome assembly. Lineage: Eukaryota; Dinophyceae; Suessiales; Symbiodiniaceae.
UGUGAUUGAUUAAGACGCUGACAGUUAAAGACAAUCUGUGAACAUCAGAGAGCUCAAAGCUGUCAAGCACGAAUUUGGACUGCCUGGAGUGCCAGCUUGAUUGUUUGGUGGUCAGAGAGUGUAAGCCGCCCCGGGACACUGAAAUCCUUCGCUUCAGAGAAGUGUCACAAUUUCGAACGACUUCGAGAGCGGCAUGGAUUUACAAGAGUCGGGGCAGGUGCUCGUCUGAGUAUGUCAACUGGUCUCCAACAGCGCGCGCAGAGGUGCGUCCUUGGACUGGGCGGUGCAACAGUCCUCAGCCGAUGAUCUGAAGAAAGCCUUGAAGGACUUGCCUCCGGCAUGUCGCGGCAAGCUCCAAAGUGCAUUGGCAGCUCUUCCACCUCCGAAGCCACCUCCAGUAGCGACAGGUGCUCCACCAAUGGUCACCUCCGCUACAGCAAAAGGUGGACCUGUGAAUUGCGCAGCCAUCACGAGGAUCGCAAAAGAUGAAGAAGGCUUGAAUCCACAGCCCGAAGCGCCGAACUUCAAAGGGGCGUUGGUGCAAGUCUAUGUCCGCUCGGAGCCAUUCGGUGGCUUUGACAAGAGCUCUAAUGGGCACCGCUAUGACUCGGUGAUCAUUGCCAACGGAAUGAUUGAUGCGGGCAUGAGUUGUCAGUUGAUUCACUACACUCACGAGGAGCAUGACAUUUUCGUGAAACUUUGUGGUCAGUUUGACUUUCUCGUGCUGCGAAUUCAUCCUGGGCACAUCGAGGCCGAUGGAGGGAACCAGCAGACCUUUGAUGAUGCUAUGAUCGGCUUGAGGCAGAAGGGCGUCCAAGUUUGGCCAUCACCUGAUGUGAUCUCCAAGCUAACCUCGGUCACCGAGACACUUGAGGACCCAGAGACCAUCACCUACAGCUCCAUCGAACAUUUCGCGGCAGCGUUCCCAAUCAGUGUGGGCUGCUGCCCACGUGUGAUCAAAGUCAAAGGUACACCGCCCGGCGGCGAAGGGAUUUGGAUUGUAAAGCUCAAAGAUGGAAACUAUGGUGAAGAGUAUGGGAAGCGCAUUGCUCAAGAGACCGACACACUCCUGCUAAAGGAAACUGCAGAUGGCCAUGAGGAGGAGCAUACGUUGGCAGAAUUCAUGGAAUACUGGAUAAAUGGAUGCACUGAAAAGUCUGGAAAGUGGACAUCCAAGGGCUCUGGAAAGUAUUUUGCCAAAGCAGAACAAGCGGGUGGCAUUUGCGAUGCACGCUAUGAGGAGAAGGAUGGCAAAGGUGAGCUUGAAUUCCACUUUGUGAUGGAUGACUUGGUGGAAAUCAUCCACACACCCAAGGGAUCGAGUUCGAAGUUCUACCCGUUCGACAUCGCUCGGUACGAUGGUGAGUUCUGCGCGUUGGCGAAGAAGUUCUUGGCUGAACUUCCUUCAUUAAGCAAGACCCUUGAGAAUGCCUUCCCGUUGUGGUGGACGGUUGGCUUCAAGAGAUUUGGACCACCAGGUUCUGAGGAGUGGCUACCAACGAAGAUGCUUGCAGACUGUAUUGGCCUUGACCAAUGUUUGGCAGCUUGCGUGGCUCGCUGUGAAAAAGCAGAGGCCAGCUUCUCAAGCAUCUCCUCUGAAGACCGGGCUGCAGCUGAGAAAGUCGGUCAGGUCAUCGCUCAGAGAGCUGUGCGACUGCUCAGCCAAUGACCUGCUGGGCAAACGGUGUCCACGUCUUAGGCACUUGUAGGGUGAGAUGUUGCUUUCCCAUUUUAGGUAGCAGAGAGCUUUGUCCAGCAGAGCAGGAUGACCGAGAUUGACUGAGUCUUGUGUUGUGAAAUCGUGAAAUCAUAAGAUCUUGGAACAGCCGAGAGCUUUCACUCACCUUUUUCAAACAUUGGAAGAGGCACAUUACAUAACAAUUUGAAAGUUGCAAAGUCAACCAACCUUGUGUGAUUUGGACAAAUGUCCCACGACAAUGAGCCCCAACUCUGUAA